ACUGAGGAGCGCCGGGGAUUUAAAUGCCACUGAAACGGUGAUCCAUCACUGCAGGAGCCAACAAACUUUCUCAGGAGGCUCCGCCAUUGGCUGAUAGAAUCACGUGCCCCUCCCGUAGCGCCCUCCGCCCUCCCGCCCCCCCCUCUUGCGCACUGUACAUUCAUAUCAUUUUUCUUCUCGGGCCCCAUGGAGGAAGUGAGAAAGUUGGCACGGUCACCCAGGACUUCGCAGGACCCGGUCACUCAGUGACAGAUGGACAAUGCAAGAAUGAGCUCCUUCCUGGAAUACCCCAUCCUCAGCGGUGGCGACUCGGGGACCUGCUCAGCGCGAGCCUACCCCUCCGACCACGGAAUUACAACUUUCCAGUCGUGCGCGGUCAGUGCUAACAGCUGUGGCAGCGACGACCGCUUCCUAGUGGGCAGGGGGGUGCAGAUCAGCCCGCCCCACCACCACCACCACCAUCACCACCCCCAGCCGACCACCUAUCAGACUUCUGGGAACCUGGGAGUGUCCUACUCCCACUCGAGUUGUGGUCCAAGCUACGGCGCGCAGAACUUCGGCGCGCCUUACAGCCCCUACGCGUUAAAUCAGGAAGCAGAAGUAAGUGGUGGGUACCCCUCGUGCGCUCCCGCUGUUUACUCUGGAAACCUCUCAUCUCCCAUGGUCCAGCAUCACCACCACCACCAGGGUUAUGCCGGGGGCGCGGUGGGCUCGCCUCAGUACAUUCACCACUCAUAUGGACAAGAGCACCAGAGCCUGGCCCUGGCCACGUAUAAUAACUCCUUGUCCCCUCUCCACGCCAGCCACCAAGAAGCCUGUCGCUCCCCUGCGUCAGAGACCUCUUCUCCAGCACAGACCUUUGACUGGAUGAAAGUCAAAAGAAAUCCUCCCAAAACAGGGAAAAUUGGAGAGUAUGGCUACGUGGGUCAGCCCAAUGCGGUACGCACCAACUUCACCACUAAGCAGCUGACGGAGCUGGAGAAGGAGUUUCACUUUAACAAGUACUUGACACGCGCCCGAAGGGUGGAAAUUGCCGCCUCCCUGCAGCUCAAUGAGACCCAGGUGAAGAUCUGGUUCCAGAACCGCCGAAUGAAGCAGAAGAAGCGAGAGAAGGAGGGUCUCUUGCCCAUCUCUCCAGCCACUCCGACGGGAAGUGAGGAGAAGGCUGAGGAAUCCUCAGAGAAGUCCAGCUCCUCGCCCUGUGUUCCUUCCCCGGGUUCUUCUACCUCAGACACUCUACCUACCUCCCACUGAGGCUGCCCCAGCCCCACUCAGCAGCCAGGGCUACUCCUCAGGCUGGGACUUCUUACCCAAAGCACAUUCUUAGCUUAUCUUCCUUUCCAUUUACAAUCUCUCUCUUCCUUUCUGAUCCUAUCUGGGGAACUCCUGGCUGGGGAUAAUGUGUUUCCAGAGAAUUCUAGAUGAGAGACUUGAUGGGGGUUGGGGGGAGGGGGAAAAGGGUGUUAGCUCCCUAAUGCAGCUUGAGUGCCAGCAUUAAUUUUCUGAUGGCCCCUAACACCCCUACUUUAAGGAGAUUUCGACUGAACCUACUGCUCCUUUCAGAUGCCCUUUGGAAAAUAGUCUCCUUUGCCAGCAGAAAUAUAUCAGAGGGAGGCCUCUCAUCUUUUAUCUAUCUGUAUAUUUACAGUUCUCUCCUACUUUGCCCUGAAAGUAGGCUGGAGAGAGAGGAGAGUCCAAGAGCUCAUGAAGAAGAGAUUCUCUAUGAGCGUGUUUACACAAUUAAUUCAUCCCUUAAUUUAAUUUAAUUCCAUGUGUGUGAGUUUGCUGGUUGUAAAUACUUUGUCCUGAAAGAUUUAUCUUUAUACAGAUUUUCUAGAAAUGUUUAGAUUAAUGUUUAGAUUAAAACAGGGUGGGCAAACUCUCAAAGCUGGUACAACUUUGUAUGUGAUUAUAGGUUAAAGAAUAAAAGUUCUCACUUAAAAUCAAUCAGAUGCCUCAGAGGGUAGUCUUAGUUUCUUUCAGUGAGUUAAGAAGGCCUGCAAAAUACAAGGGUCAGAAACCUUGCUUCCUGGGCUAAAUCUCUCCCCAUCCCCACCCCUUUCUUGUUUCUCUGGCCACACUCUAUUUAAAAUUUGUGCUGGAUUAUCUGGGACCUAAAAGUAUUAUUCAAACCAGCUGCUUCCUUCCACAGUUAUCUUAGCUGGAUAUGAUGUAUUUUCAGCUCAAUUGUUAAUGUGAUGGAUGGCACAAUGAAUGUGUAUUUUGUGUGAUUCGUGAAUAGUCUUUUGCAUGUCGCACAAUGUUUUGGUGUUCCUGAAGUACCACACUGAGUUCUAUCAGUUAUUCUUUUGUGAUAUUUCCCAUUUCCUGUACAAUCAUGAGCAGCUCUGGGAUCCCGGGGUGGUGUGAUCCAGAGCAGAGUUUACGGGUCUUAAGAUGUCUGUAAUAAAUAUAUUCAAGUUUCA
Molecule: messenger RNA, 2426 nt
Organism: Bubalus bubalis (water buffalo)
Lineage: Eukaryota; Metazoa; Chordata; Mammalia; Artiodactyla; Bovidae
Gene: HOXA1
Product: homeobox A1
Exons: 2
Coding region: 253-1254 (333 amino acids)
Biological process (GO): regulation of transcription by RNA polymerase II
Cellular component (GO): nucleus
Molecular function (GO): DNA-binding transcription factor activity, RNA polymerase II-specific; RNA polymerase II cis-regulatory region sequence-specific DNA binding
Source: RefSeq, a predicted model, not a curated record